This is a messenger RNA of Aedes aegypti (yellow fever mosquito), 5172 nucleotides long. It is a transcript of the gene Adar, whose product is annotated as double-stranded RNA-specific editase Adar. The record is from RefSeq and is a predicted model, not a curated record. NCBI's taxonomy places the organism in Eukaryota, Metazoa, Arthropoda, Insecta, Diptera, Culicidae. Bases 1134 to 4673 code for a protein of 1179 amino acids. Gene Ontology annotation, cellular component: cytoplasm; nucleolus. The transcript is spliced from 11 exons. Gene Ontology annotation, molecular function: double-stranded RNA binding; tRNA-specific adenosine deaminase activity; double-stranded RNA adenosine deaminase activity. Gene Ontology annotation, biological process: RNA processing; adenosine to inosine editing.
ACCCGAGGCAGCAUCGGAGGCGGACGGUUUUCUUCUCCUGCUCGUUGCAAAAGUUUGUUCUUUCUGUGGCUGUGUGGUGAAGAGAGAGAGAGAGUGUUCUAGCUAGAAGCUGAGUGACUGAUUUGCUGUGUGAAAACAAGGAAAAAUUUAUAGUUUUUUCAUUCGUUCGGUCCGUGCGUUUUCUGUGUUCCCUGUGUAAUAAAAAUCGGAAUUUGUGUGGCCCUGAUAAGGAGCUGAACCCAGCUUCAUCAGCCAGGAUUUUUCCGGAUUUUCGGUAAUAAUUGACGUCGCGAGAGUUUUGUGUGCCUGCUGGGAAAGAACAAGAGUCGAAAAUCAUCCGGAAUUCGAUCCGUCGGAAUCGUCUUUUGCUAAGGGCGCGUCUCGAAAGGAAGAAAUUUCUUCUGGCAAGGACUUUUCCUCCUGCAAAUUGUUGGUGCAAAAACAAAAGUGCGUGUGUGUGUUUGUCGUCGUCGUCUGCGUCGGAACUUCUAGUUAAUUUGUGGUGUGUGCCGCAGGGGAGAAUCCGACACCGAUCCGGGAAAGGAGCUGGAGUGAACCUUGGUCAGUUCUAGGAACCAAUCAGUAACUGUUGUCCGCUGAGGCUGCUGCCGUCGAGACGAGACCGAAAAUUUUUCUGGUUGGAUAACAGCAGCGUAGAAGCGCCGUGUGUGCGUUGCCCUUUCCUCUGGUCCCCUCCCCCCAUACGAAGGAACAUCGUCGUCGUUUCGUCCGAGGAGCAUAAGGACGAUAGGAGGCGAACGGAAAUGCUCAUCAGCUCGAAACCGGUAUAGACUAAAGUGACAAAUUUGGUGCGAAAGUGAAUACGCUGUGGAAGCGUAGACCAAACACUUUUCGACCACCCGGCACCUGACGAAAGGUUGUGAUAAAGCUACUCCCCUAAAUUGAUUCCCGUAUGAACUGGCUCAUAAACGGUCUACCACUCAAAUAUCGUAAUUCCGAUUGUGAUAAUGUGCUGUGAAACGUGCGUCUGAAUCUCCUGUAUCGCGUGUCUCUUACUCUGUCGCGUGGUUCCAUUCAUCCGUCUUAAUCGUGUGAAUAGUCGAAAAUUGUAAAACCGCGAGUGGUCAAAUCCGUGUACUCCCCCACCAUCCCAAAGACUCUUCGAAUUACGUAUGCGUCCGAACAACGUGUACGAUCGGUAUCGCUGGAAAAAGAUGGAACAACCCAUGGAACGGGGGGCUGCUGCGGCCACUGCUGAUGUGGCCGUGGCCAGUGGUCAGAAAAUUCCGGUGCUGACUACGACCGGAGGAGGAGGAGGAGGAGGCGCAGGAGUAACUUCCAGUCCCACACGACCCGGCACCGAUUCGCAGCAAUCGUCGUCACAGUCCUCGCCAUCCGGUGGGGGUGCCACUCAGUCGUCGUCGCCCCAGUCUAGACGGGGCAACAAGAGGAAAAAUUCUUCAGUCAACCUAGCGACAGGCAAUGCAGCAGCCCGAAAGCGUCGCAAGUUGCAGCAGGCACAGCUCAAAAGUGGAGAACCGGCCGGUGGAGCCGAUCAGGGACCCCAGACGAAGAAUACCGUCGCGGUGCUGAACGAGCUGAAGCGGAAUCUGGUGUACAACAUGGAAUCGCAGACCGGCCCGGUGCAUGCGCCCCUCUUCACGAUGUCUGUGGUGGUUGAUGGCCAAAAGUUUAUGGGUCACGGUCGGAGUAAAAAGUUGGCGCGGAUCGAGGCCGCCGCGGCAGCCUUGCGAAGUUUUAUCCAGUUCAAAGACGGUGCCACACUAACCCCGAUCAAACCACUGCAGAACGUGGACUUCACCAGCGACGAUCCGAUGAUCGAGAACAGCAUUUUCCCGCUGUCGGAUCCGCCGGCGCUACCGGAAUCGGUUGUGACAACUCCGGCGGCCACCACUCCGAGCAAGGGAACAAAGCGAUCUUCCGAUGGAGAAUACAAGGAUCGCCAGAACGGACCCAACCACAACAAUAACAAUAAUAAUACCAACAACAACAAUGUGCACUCAACAAACAACAGUAAUUCCCCUUAUCUACCCAGCCCAAAUUCAAAUUUCAGCCAUCAUAACAGUACUACCAAUAGUUACCAUCACCAAACUGCUAUCCAUAACAGUAUUACUAGAAACGCGAGUUACAAUAACAACACCAAUAAUAGCAACAAUCACACACCUCCCGGUUAUUCCGUGUCCUACCCUGGCUCCUAUUUGACCACUAGUGCAACCCAACAACCCCCUGGUCACUUACAUUCCCAUAACAAUCAACACCAACACCACUACAGCUACACCAACAAUGCCCACAAUCACUAUUCGAACUAUCACUACCACCACCAAAAUUACCAAUCGGCGCAAUUGCAACAACAGCAGCCGCGACUGCCUCUACUACCACAAUUACACCACAACCAUAACCAAGUGGUGCCGCAUCAGCAACCAUUAGCGCAGUCCAAUCACUACUACAGCAAGACCGGCAACAGUGUGAAUGCCUUCGCCGUCUCCAACUCCUCUUCCACCCAAAUUGCCAAUCAAACCACCACUACCAACAAUAAAACCACCAAAUUCACCACCACCACCACCACGAACUAUAGCAGUAAUGCCAACAAUAUAUUGGCCGCUGGCCAGCCGCCGGCUUCCACUACUUCCCCUGCUGCUGUCGCGAACAACCUCUCGUACAGUAACAGCAAUAGCAGCAGCUGCAGCAGCGGCAGUGGCUUUGGUCACAACAACGCUAGUGGUAGUGGUAGUGGUAGCAGCCCCUCGUCGAUCGCGAACAGCAACCACGCCCUGAAUAGCAGUAGCAGUGUUGCCGGCGCUGCAGUGACCGCCGUUGGCGCCCAGCAACAAACGCAGCACAACGGCCAUCGACAGGUGGUCGAAAAGAUACAGCAAAGUUUAGAUCUAUUUAAAAAUUCCAAUGAAAAGAAUGUAGCAUGGAAGAAGCGAUUAGAAAAGCUCAAGGCGUCAGCGGUCAACGCUUCACGCAACGUCCCGGCCGGUCAACCGCCGAAGCCGCAACCGGAGAAGGGACCGGUCAUGCUGCUCCACGAGCUGUUCACCGAUGCACACUUCGAAUGCGUCUCGACCGAUGGGCUUCAGCACUCCAAGUUCACCGUGGUGGUGACGGUCGAUAACCAGCGAUUCGAGGGCACCGGCCCGUCGAAGAAGAUGGCGAAGAAUGCUGCGGCCAAGGCGGCCCUUGCGUCCAUGUGCAACAUCUCGUUCAGCCCGCUGCAGCAGGCCAAGUUCGGGGUGAUGAACACGGCGGCCGGGAUGAUGGGGGCGGGUGCUGGCGGAGGCGGCGUUGGCCCAGGGGGACUCGGCAUGAACGGGGACACGGGCGGGGGCUGCUACGAUCAGCAGAAGAACGUCGAACUGCCGCAGACGUUUGCCGACGCGGUCGGAAAAUUGGUCAUCGAGAAGUUCAACGAAGUCAUGAAGGGCAACGAUGUCUACUCCAGACGGAAGGUUUUGGCCGGAAUCGUAAUGACCCAGGGAUACGACGCCAAAUCAGCUAAGGUCAUCUCGCUGGCCACGGGUACGAAGUGUGUGAGUGGUGAGCACAUGAGCGUCACCGGAUCGGUCAUCAACGAUUCCCACGCGGAAAUCAUCGCCCGCCGAGGGCUGCUGGACUUUUUCUACACCCAGCUGGAUCUACACUGCCGACGGGCGGCCGGCAAGACCAACAGCAGCAGUACGCCACAGAUGAUGAAUGGAAAUGGACUCGACGAUUCGGAACAGCCACCAGAGUCCAGCAUCUUUGUUGCUCCGACGGACGGAACAUCGCUGUACAAACUGAAGGACGGAAUCCACUUCCACCUGUACAUCAACACCGCUCCCUGCGGAGAUGCGCGAGUGUUCAGUCCGCACGAGAACGACAACAUGGACGUGGACAAGCACCCGAAUCGGAAAGCUCGCGGCCAGCUGCGCACCAAGGUGGAAUCGGGCGAAGGGACGAUACCGGUCAAGAGCAGCGAGGGCAUUCAGACGUGGGAUGGUGUCCUGCAGGGGCAGCGUCUGCUGACGAUGUCCUGCUCGGACAAAAUAUCACGCUGGAACGUACUCGGCUUGCAAGGAUCGCUGCUCGCGUCCGUGAUCGAGCCGAUCUAUCUGCACUCGAUCGUGCUGGGCAGCUUGCUGCAUCCGGCGCACAUGUACCGAGCCAUAUGUGGUCGUAUCGAGAACUCGAUCCAAGGUCUACCACCGCCAUACAGGUUGAACAAGCCGAAACUGGCGCUGAUGACGUCGGCCGAAUCGCGCAACCAGACCAAACCGCCAAACUUCAGCAUCAACUGGCUGGUCGGCUGUCCGGAUGUGGAGAUCGUCAACUCCUUCACCGGAAAGCUGAUCAACAACAACACCAAUACCAACAAGAUGUCCCGGCUGUCGAAGCAAUCGUUCUAUCGGCGGUUCGCGGCCGUUAUCGAGAGGCUUCCGCAUGCGCGCUUCCACGAGAUCAAGCCCAGCUACGGCGAAACGAAAAUGUGCGUUCCGGAGUAUCAGCAGGCUAAGAAGGAACUGUUUGCCGCGUUCAGCAAGGAAGAUCUGGGCGACUGGCUGAAGAAACCGAUCGAGCAGGAUCAGUUUACGCUGAUGGCCCCGAAACUGGAGGAACUGGCCGCGUCAACGGCGGCGUCGACCGCCUCCACCCCGGUCAACAAUGGCUCCAGCAGCAAUGGUUCCGGACCGGUUUCGGGCGGUAAAUGACACCAGGGGAAACACUCCGGUAAGCAUCAGCAACACCAGAAUGGGGGCGGAUUGUCCUCGUCCUCCAGUGCAAGGCUGUUUUGAAAGCGCCCGCUUCAGGGCGGCGUCCGGGAGUCCAAUUAGGAUGCUCUUGAAGAGCAAAAGAAGAGAAAAGCAUGUGAAAUUAAGGUAGCUUUAAGUCCAAGUGGUAGAAUUUCGUCAUUUCGUACCUUAUCGAAACUGUGUAGUGUGAAGCGGUUUAGGCGUUACUUGUUUGUAUUUUAACCGUUUUUUUUUCUGUAGGCUCUAAGUUGAAAGUAGCGAACACCAUUGAUUUUAUGUUUAGACAUUGAUUUUAUCUCCAUACUUUUAAGCGGUAGCACGCUUCACAUGUGCUACCAAUCGGAUAAGAGUUGAUCAGUCUGAUGUGAUUCCGACGGGAGUUUAAGUUGUAAAAACUUCACAUUACUUUUGAUAGCAUGAAAUAUAAGACACUGUGCUGCCUACGCCGUUUUCAUCA